AUGUCGCGCGAGGACGACGGCGUCGAGCGCGAUCUCUACGCCGCGCUCGGCGUCUCGAGGACGGCGAGCGAUGCGGAGAUCAAGCGGGCGUACCGCGGAAGAGCGUCGGCGCUGCACCCGGACAAGAUGGGUGGAGACGCGGACGAGGGACGACGUCGAGCGGCGCAGGCGGCGUUCGCGAGGCUCGGUGAGGCGUACGAGGUGUUGUCGGACGGUGAUAAGCGACGGACGUACGACGCGCACGGUAUGGCUGGGGUGCGGGCGGGACGGGAACUCAGCGCGCGGUUUAAGACGCUGGACGAGUUGCGCGCGGAGUUCGAUAAGCAGAGGGCGAAGGAACGAAGGGAGGAGGCGGAAGCGAGGUUGAAUUUUAACGGGACGUAUGUAUUUGGGUUCUCGGCGGCGCACUUGGUGGAGGAGUCGAUCGCGAGACGACGACGGGCGUUCACGGAUCGGCCCGGGUUGGAUUUGACGAGCGCGUCGAUGUCGAACUCGAUGGAGAUCCCGUUGAGCGAUGAAGACGCGGCGUACGCGGUCACGCAAGGAACGAUGCGCGGUGGACGAGGGGCGGGUAACAUCAUCCUCGGGUGGCGAAGGCAGUUUUCGCCGUUGACGUCGCUCGAUUUGAGCGCGCAGACAGGACACACGAGCGCGUGCACGGCGACGAUUUCGCGACAGCUCACGACGAACACCACGGGGGUGAUCUCGCACAAUUACGUCGCGCAGCAGGGGUGGGGACUACAGCUUAUGCUUCAACGGCAGCUGUUCGCGCAGACGCGCGGGCACGUGACGUGGAACGUGGGACCGGUCGGAUCGAUGGCGACUGGCGCGACGCACGCGUUUGGGAAGAACCAGGUCAAGAUCGAUCUCACGAUCGGACUCGCGGCGAGCGGAGUAGCGGGACAUUAUUUACGCCAGAUGAACGACACGUUAUUGUACCGCGUGGGUUGGAAAUUAGGUACCGCAGGGGCGGAAUUGGACGUCGGCGCGACGAAACAAGUCGACGAAGACACCGCGCUGGGCGCCAGCGUCUCCGUCAGUCUCAGAGGCCUCAUGCUGAGACUCAAGCUCAACAGACAGGGUCAGCGCUUCGUGGUGCCGGUGUUAUUGACCCCGAUGGUGACGUGGCGGAAGUCCCUAUUGGCGUUCACGUUGCCACCUAUCACCAUUGCGUUGUUGCGCCAUUUCUUGGUGCGACCGAUAGUCAAUAGUUACGUGCGAAAGAGACAGCUCGCUUCGAGAGAGAAGAAUAAGCGAGCCGUUGCGGCGGCAAUGCGAGAAGCGUAUGAGUCGAUGAAGGUUAUCGCAGCGGCGACUGACAAGAAGGCACGGACGGCGAGAGAGCGCGGCGGUUUGGUCAUCGAGUCAGCCGUCUUCGGCUGUUUCGAUCCGCGACCGAAUACUGUGAAGGGGGCGCCCAUCGUUCCUAAUUUCCGUCCCUGGGCACCGCCAGAGAACUUCAACGCCAAUGAUGCGUCGACCACGUCCGACGAGUCGACCGCGAGUCGACCGUCUACGUCGGGUCUCCCUCCGCCGUACGUCGAAGUCUCUCGCGCGCUCCAAUUCAUGGUGGACAGCGAUACGCUCGACCUGUACGAAAACGUCGCGAUGGACGACCUCUUGGGGUUCUGUGAUCCGUGCCCGGGCGAGAAAAAGUACCUACGCGUGCGCUACCGCUACCGACACUCCUUGCACGAGGUCACCAUCAAGGAGGACGAGGCGCUCUCCUGUCCGUCGCCCGAGCAUCGACUUCCAGAAAAACUCCAAGUCGACGCCGCGUCCGUCUAG
Ostreococcus tauri is the source of this 1788-nucleotide messenger RNA. RefSeq names its product DnaJ-like protein C11, C-terminal. Bases 1 to 1788 code for a protein of 595 amino acids. Gene Ontology annotation, biological process: cristae formation. NCBI's taxonomy places the organism in Eukaryota, Viridiplantae, Chlorophyta, Mamiellophyceae, Mamiellales, Bathycoccaceae. The record is from RefSeq and is a predicted model, not a curated record. The transcript has a single exon.